Molecule: messenger RNA, 307 nt
Organism: Cylicostephanus goldi
Lineage: Eukaryota; Metazoa; Nematoda; Chromadorea; Rhabditida; Strongylidae
Source: the annotation of a GenBank genome assembly
GCUUCAUCCAAUGUCAGGGGACAAAUGUGGGUCAAGUAAUGGGUGGUCCAUGCUAUCAUGCCACAGAUAGAGUUGAAAUGGACAAGUGGUCUAUUCGGGCCAUCAUCUUCUGCGAGCAGCACCACGGCACCAGCGUGAGCGAGACGACAGCUAAGAUCAACGACGCGUUUGGGCCGGACACCACGAACUAUCGCACCGUUUACAAUUGGUACAAACGCUUCGACAACGGUGAGAGGAGCUUCGAUAUACGCCGCGCCGUGGUCGACCAGUCAACUUCGAUGAAGCCGCUUUACGACGAGAGCUGAAG